Caenorhabditis auriculariae is the source of this 2229-nucleotide messenger RNA. NCBI's taxonomy places the organism in Eukaryota, Metazoa, Nematoda, Chromadorea, Rhabditida, Rhabditidae. The record is from the annotation of a GenBank genome assembly.
AUGGUAUAUUGAUUUUCCUUUGAAUUGUAUCCUCAUUUUUUAGACUAAUUCUAUUCGUGGCAAAGCAAAAGGUGUGAUCAUAAACAAUCCGUCGGCCGAUUUUUUAACUUACAAGGUAUGUUAAUAUUAAUAUAUUAUUAUUCCAAUCUGACUCUCAAUGUUUCUUUAUUUUUGCAGGGUCAAGCGGCAGACCACAAACCGAAGCGUAUCGAACUUGAAGCUGGCAAAACUUAUUCUUGGUGCUCGUGCGGACUCAGCGUCAGUCAGGUUUUCUUUUUUUUUUCUUGCCGAAAAUGCACGAAUUUUAUCAUUUUCAAGAACUUUCUAUUUUUUUUUCGCAAUAUGCGGAUGGUUUUAUAAAUGGUGAGAUAAAUUCUUAUUAAUUUUUAUUUCGAUAAUUGAACAAUAUGUUAUAUUGUCUUGAGUUUCUUCAUUUUACACCAAAAUGCAAACCAAUACAUUUUUAAUGUCAAGAAAAUUUUUUCUUUUUUUGUGGCUUAAAAUUAAUGAUAAGCCCCUAGUUUCUUCACAGAAAAACAAAUUUUCAAUUCAAAAGAAUCUCAAAAUAAAAAAAUAGUCAUGCAAUAAAUAUUUUAUCAUUCCUUUUUUUCACUCCAUAUUCAGUUUGAAACGUAAAACUAGUUUCAUUGAAAGAUUAGGUGAUUUUCGCCACCGUGUACACGAAUAACAAUUGAGAAAAAAAAUUGGAAGAAAUUUCGACAUUUUUUUCUCAUUUCUCGAGAACUUGAAUAUUUUCAGCCUUUUUGUGAUGGAACCCACAAAGUUCCUGGCCUGUCCACAGCGAGACCGAUUCGAUUUCAGGUGCGUAUUUCAGUUUAAGUCUCGUGAGAAAGUAUUACAAGUAAUUGAAUAAGCUUCGUUUAAGGUGGAGAAAACCGGCACGUACAAUGUUUGCAACUGCAAGCAGACGUCUACGCGACCCCUUUGCGAUGGAGCGCACAAAGAUGUAUAUUUAAUUUUUUUUUUUUAGUUCACCAGGUAGCCGUUGACUGAAAGCGCAUAGGCAAAGUCUUAUGUUUUAAAAAGAAAAAAUUAAAGUUUUAAAAACUCGUUCAAAAAACCCUUCCAGUGCUUAUAUAUGUCUUUCUAUCGAAUGGGUCUUUCUUAAUGUGGAAAAAAUGUGAAAUUUGUAAGUUUCAAAUUUAUAGUGCUUUGUUCCGUAAAAAACUAGAUUCAGUAAAGUUUCUAGAUCCUGAGCACACAGGCCCCAAAUCAGAAGGCGUCUUGAGUCAGGAUGCAGGAGACAGGGAUUUUUUUGAUUUUGAGACGAGAUCGAGACAAAAAAUGUAUCUCGAGACAAGACCAUUUUUUUCGAAAAAUCUCGAGACGAAUCUAAAAAAAUCUUUUUGUCAAAAAAACUUGAAAUGACCAAAAAAAGCAAAAAAAUUGUAGAGAAACUUACUUUUUAUUAAGACUUAAUAAGAAUUGAUGUUUUAAAAAUGGGCUCCAAAAUGGCAAUAUUGUCAUGAUGUUAAAAAUUUUAUUGAAAAAAAUCAAGUUUUAUGACUCAUUCUUUCCUUUUUAGGAAGAGAAUUUUUUUCAAAGAGGGUCGAUUAUUAAAUUUUUAUAUUUGAAGAUUUAUUCAAAGAUAAAAAAAUUUUAUUUAUGCAUCUGGAGACGAGAGGAGAUUGUCGAUUUUUUUGACCGAGACGCGAUCUCGUCUUGAGAUGUAUCGAAAAAUCUCGAGACGAGAUCGCGUCUCGUGCAUCCUUGGUCUGAGUAGAAUGAUUUUCUCUGAUGAAAGCAACUUUUUAAAGAUCUAGACUUUUUCAAUAAUUGCGAAAACAAAACUCGCUUUCUGGCUAUGAUAAACGGAAGAAAAAUCAUAAGAAUCGGUUCGAGCGCUGCCUCAUUGACAAUAUAUUGCUAGUUAUUGAUUGAGUAAACAAUCCACCUAGUUAUAGGCGAUCAAAUUUUUUUAAAUCAAAAACUAUAACCCAAUCUGUAGCUCCCAACAAAUAUUUCCCCUCAUGCUUUGAGGGGCAUAUAAUUUAUGUUUAACAAAACAAUGCCGAUAUUACUGCUUUUCUCUGGGGAUGGUUUUUUUUUCUCGUCAUUCAUUAAAGUUCUGAAGAUUCGAGUUUGAAGGUUUCGCGGGAACCGCAUCACACGGCGGCGACGCGAUUUGUCGCCUUCGAUGAAUCACCGGUCUACGAUGGCGUCGCUCGCAAACUCGGAUACAAAACGAAGAAUGGCGGAUUUCAAUAA